Penicillium argentinense is the source of this 822-nucleotide messenger RNA. Its product is annotated as arrestin family protein. The transcript is spliced from 3 exons. Bases 1 to 822 code for a protein of 273 amino acids. Lineage: Eukaryota; Fungi; Ascomycota; Eurotiomycetes; Eurotiales; Aspergillaceae. The record is from RefSeq and is a predicted model, not a curated record.
AUGUUCCGGAAGGAUACAGUUCAGGCUACGCUCAGCCUGCGCGAUGAUACGUUUACAAAGUCAUAUUCAGAGGGGAUCACAUACGAGCGAAACCAGGUACUGGCCACGUCAAAAAUGCGAAGCUCGUUUGAGUUGCCAGCUGGUACUUACGACUUCCCAUUCGAACUACCGUUAGAGCGCAAGAUGAUGGAUACCCUCAUGGGACCUGGGCAUGAAUAUCAUUCAUAUCAAGUACAUGCAGCCCUGCAUCGACGAUUUGCGGCGGAUGUGAGGCUGUCGCAACCAAUCAUAAUAUAUCGAUCACCUUUGCAUCAGAUUGAUAUCGAAGAGCCAUUCCUAAUGUCAGAAGAAGGGCAAAUAGACGAAAAGCUGAAUUACCGCGUGACAAUACCCAGCCAAAACAUCCCAUUUGGUUCAAGCUUUCCAGUCGACCUCCAUUUCGCCCCAUUUCGCAAAGAUUUAAAGCCGGGGGCGAUCACAUUACAGGUCAUGGAGAAACACCAACUUCAAAUUCCACUAACUGCUUCGGAAACGGUCACAUACAACUCUUUGAGCUUCCGCGCACACAAAAGUCAUUUGAUAUUCAGUCAGACAUAUGAUGAGAAGGAUUGGAAUGGGAGCGAGUCGGAGCUUUUAGACCUUGAGUGGUCAACAUCGAAACUUGUUCAUCUCCCCCAAGAUCUGCAGUCCUGUACACAAACUGUGCAGUCGAGGACGAUUACAGUCAAUCAUACAUUAUGCUUUCAAGUCGAUUUCAAAGACGAAGAUGGAGAUGUGACUACGGCAAGCUACCCUCAAUUUCUUUCCAUCGUGUUACACUAA